AUUGUGUUUAAGCAGAGCUUGUAAAACUCCGGCAAGGAAUGAGUGUAAUUCCGAUAAGUUAGUUCCGUUGUAUCAGUAUUAACAAGCAUACAAAGAAGCAGUUAUACGGGAAGUUUAUAAAACAAACAAAAGAAAGCAUAUACAUUAAGUGCAUUCACAAGGAACGCAACUGUUUGUAGUAACACACACACACACGCCCACCAGCUAGCGAACCACGUUGGUUGUGCAAUUGCGAGGAUGGCGUCAAAGAUGUCCCGCACCACCCCAACGAAAGGAAUCGUCGGAGGAGGAGGAGGCCGGGCGGAAGGUUUCGAAGAUUAUUUGGAUGCACUUCUUGCCGACCUUCAGAACACGGUCCCCGGACACAAUCAGCAGCAGCAUGGUGGUGGCGGUGCCUCAUCCGUUCCCGGAUAUGGUAGCUUGAAUGGAGUUCGGAACAAGCAGCAGACGAGUCCCGUUCCGCAAACAUAUCAAAACACCACCGCCAAAACGGUAACCGAGUCGCGUGCGACCAACGGCUACAAUGGCUCACUGCCCAGGUCGACGACACCGCACAACUCCUUGCCACGGUCCAGCACGCCCCAGAAACUGCAAACGUCUGCUUCCGGCAAUCUGUCCGAGCUGGAUUCGCUGCUGCAGGACUUGAGCAGCGCCCGGUACGGCAAUGUCGCCGAGAAGCAACCGAGCAACGCCAUCGUCACUAGUCCAUCUCCGUAUGCCAUUAACGAUAGCAUUAAGCGACCGUCGGUCGACAGCCUGCUGGAGGAGCUAAGCAAUGCGCACUCCAACCCAAUCUAUGCGGUCCCGCACGGGAAUCAAAAUGCAAACCAACCCGGUCGGCAAGUCACGAUAACGGUGCGUGAAACUACGACGGAAAAGCUUACCGGUACACCAAGCGCACAGUAUCAAAAUCAGCUGUACCAACAACAGCUGGCCCAAAACGAGUCGCACACUUCGUCGGCCACGAAGGAAUUGGACGAUCUGAUGGCGUCACUGUCGGACUUCAAGAUCAGCGCCGGCACGUCGCACCAGCACCAGUCGGUGACGGACUACGCGAAGCCAAACCAGGGCACCUCGCACUACCAGAGCACGCUGACGACGGUCUCGACCACCGAGCAUCUGCCGCCGGCCUCGUCCGAUCAGCUCGAUUCUAUGCUCGGCAACCUGACCGCCGAUAUGAGCCGCCAGGGUGUGAACACGACGCAGAAGGGCUGCUGCAACGCGUGCGACAAACCGAUCGUCGGGCAGGUGAUAACGGCCCUCGGCAAAACGUGGCACCCGGAGCACUUUACCUGCAACCACUGCAACCAGGAGCUGGGCACGCGGAACUUCUUCGAGCGCGACGGCAACCCGUACUGCGAGCCGGACUAUCACAACCUGUUCAGCCCCCGGUGCGCCUACUGCAAUGGGCCGAUUCUCGAUAAAUGUGUGACAGCGCUCGAGAAAACGUGGCACACGGAGCACUUCUUCUGCGCCCAGUGCGGCCAGCAGUUCGGCGAGGACGGGUUCCACGAGCGCGACGGCAAGCCGUACUGCCGCAACGACUACUUCGACAUGUUCGCGCCGAAGUGCAACGGGUGCAACCGGGCCAUCAUGGAGAACUACAUCUCCGCCCUGAACAGCCAGUGGCAUCCGGACUGUUUCGUGUGCCGGGACUGCUCGAAACCGGUCACCGGCAAGUCGUUCUACGCGAUGGAAGGCAAACCCGUCUGUCCCGGCUGUGUCGGCGCUGAUGAGGACGAGUAAAAUAAGCAAUCAUCGGCAGCAAAGUAGUAGCAUCGAAUGUGCCGCGGUGGUGUGAUGUGGUGGUCAAGAGAAACGCGAGUCGCGAUUGAUGCCCAAAACGGAUCAGCUUUUGCGAGGGAGUGCGGGGGCAGUGUUGUGGCAGCGAGGAUGCAACUUAUCAAUGGAGCGGCCAGCAGCCGAAAUGAUGCAAUAUCCGGUUGUAAGAAGUGCGCUGGUCCCAAAAGGGUGGGUGAUGAUGAUCCGGUGAUGAUUGGCAUCAUCCGAGGUUAAAAAUAGCCUUCCCUCUCCGCUCCCUGAUUAGUGUGUCCGAGCUCCAUCACAGCACAGCACCAUCAACUGCUCCUGCGUGCGUGCUUUCGACGCGCGCGGUAAAUCAAUCGACCAACGCCGCCACUCUCGUCUCUCACACACUCGACCAUCGAAUCCGUCCGUUCUGCGAUGCUGAAAAAACACAAGAUGACCUACAUCUGCGGGGGUUUUUUUUUAAUACACAAAACGCACACGCCUCAAUUUUCACCACGUCCCCUCCCCCAUGCUCCCGUUUUGCACGGCACAACAAGUUCGGAAACUAUUUUCAGCCGACAUUCUCGAUGCGUGAACGCGCGCGCGAAAUGGAAUAGUGUCACGGCACAAACACCCAGCGAGAUAAUCUCCCUCCUCCAUCAUCGUUCCCCAAUUCUCUGUGCAAUGGAGGUCAUCAUUCUAGCAUCUCCGCCUUCCCCAUUUGCCCCCCUCUUGUUAAUGUUGUUUUUCUUACCUAAGCAAGUCCUUACGGCAUGACCCACCCCGUACACAAGACAUGUAAGGUGGCGCUCGCGUAGAGACAGAAUGACGCCCAGCGCCGACCAGCAUUGUGAUGCACACUUUUUGGACGAUCACACACAUACACACCUUUUUUGGACGAUCGAAAGAAAAACAAUGACCCCCCGCGGGCCAUACACUUACCACCUUACUUUAGGUACUUUAGCUUUUGGCAUAAUAACAUGCACCCCCCAAAAUGCGGCUUCUCUGUUUAGGAAUUGUACUGGACUGUACUCGGCCACAAAUUUGCAUCACCUUAUCACUUUACCCGACCGACCCUUUGAAUCUAAUAUAUUGUUAUAAAUGUAUAUUGUAAAUAAAGAGCGAUUAAACAAGACGAUAAAUAAACAAAAAACAAAACAAAAAACAGAAAAAAACAAAACAAAACACACACUAUUUUAAAGA
Molecule: messenger RNA, 2952 nt
Organism: Anopheles arabiensis
Lineage: Eukaryota; Metazoa; Arthropoda; Insecta; Diptera; Culicidae
Gene: Pax
Product: leupaxin
Exons: 9
Coding region: 238-1746 (502 amino acids)
Cellular component (GO): nucleus; Z disc
Molecular function (GO): transcription coregulator activity
Source: RefSeq, a predicted model, not a curated record